Molecule: messenger RNA, 760 nt
Organism: Arachis ipaensis
Lineage: Eukaryota; Viridiplantae; Streptophyta; Magnoliopsida; Fabales; Fabaceae
Source: RefSeq, a predicted model, not a curated record
CUUGGUUUCAGUGACUGCUGGAAUCCUAAUCUAUAAUCACAUAUCCCUCUCAUCCAUAGUCUAUAGGCUCGCACUCAACAUCUCUGUCACUCUCAAUCUCUCUCUCUCUCUCUCUCUGGAAUGUCUCUCAGUCUCUCGAACUCUCUCUUCUUCAAUCACACUCGCCGGCGUCUCGUCGUGGUUCGUGUGUCGCUUCCUUCUCUUGGCUCGUCGUCGCCGGCGCAGAAGCAACGCAACCAGCAGCUGGCGCUCGCCGUCUUCUUCCUUCGGCGCCUUCCCUGGGCUCGUCCUCGCUCAUCAUCUUUUGGCUUCGGGGCCUCGCCGUCGCUUCCUUCUUGCCGGUCUCGUAGCCGAGUCUCCGUGGAUCCUGGUGGUUGGCAGCAAAAGACAACAGAAAAUAUAAUGGAUAAUGACUUGGGAUUAAAAAGAUCAGAACAGAUAAGGUUAAUAUAGCAUAUAUAACGAGAUUUAUAAAUUAGUUGAAUUUAUGUUUUGCUAAGUUGAUUUUAGUAUUGGAUUGUUUUAGUUAGUUUAUUGGCCUCAAAGAGAGCUCCAGAGCUUCCAAAAAUAUUUAAAAAAUUACCCCAGUUUAUUUUGUUGUAUUCACCAAUGAGCAACAAUAGUUUUUAAAAUUAUUUUUAAAUCCCAUACUUAAUUAAAUCAGUUAAUUGCACCGAAAUCGUUGUGUGAAUCACGACGUCAAAAACACGGACAUCUUUUGCCCUCAUCCUUGCCCCCAAUCCAAAAACGAACAUUUUUU